This is a messenger RNA of Nothobranchius furzeri (turquoise killifish), 2339 nucleotides long. RefSeq names its product solute carrier family 25 member 16 (gene slc25a16). NCBI's taxonomy places the organism in Eukaryota, Metazoa, Chordata, Actinopteri, Cyprinodontiformes, Nothobranchiidae. The record is from RefSeq and is a predicted model, not a curated record. Gene Ontology annotation, biological process: mitochondrial coenzyme A transmembrane transport. Gene Ontology annotation, cellular component: mitochondrial inner membrane. Gene Ontology annotation, molecular function: coenzyme A transmembrane transporter activity.
ACGUCAUUAUCAUGCGUCCGUUUUGGUUCAGAAGCUGUCGCUCUGUUGCGGGCGACGAAGGGCACAGUUUUUGUAACCUCUCCGAAAUUGAGCCGUAACUGAAUUUUUCUCCAACCGAAUCUGUUACCGGCGGUCUGGUGGAUGGAACAGCAGUUUGUGUUUUUCGUUUCGGGUCUAUUGAAUGACCAUGCGGGUUGGAAAAGCCAGCGGAGGUUGCUUCUGCUAAAAGGAAUGGAUGUGGCAGAUUCCUGAGCAGAGAAGAUGACCUCGGAGGCUGCUGCCUCCUCCACCUCCCCCGCCACGGCGAGCAGCAGCCCCACUAACAGAGACUACUACUGGAUUCGCUCUUUUGUAGCUGGAGGGGUAGCAGGAUGCUGUGCCAAGACCACCAUCGCUCCUCUGGACAGGGUCAAGAUCCUUCUUCAAGGCCAGAGCCCCCAUUACAGACAUCUGGGAGUGUUUUCCACUAUCGCUGCUGUUCCAAAGAAAGAAGGCAUCCUGGGCUUGUACAAGGGCAAUGGGGCGAUGAUGGUCCGGAUAUUCCCUUAUGGAGCCAUUCAGUUCAUGGCCUUUGACAAAUAUAAAACGCUGCUCAAUAAAAAGGUCGGGAUCUCCGGACACAUCCACCGCCUGAUGGCAGGAUCUAUGGCAGGUAUGACUGCGGUGAUUUGCACCUACCCUCUGGAUGUGAUCCGAGCCAGGCUGGCCUUCCAGGUGACAGGAGAUCACCGUUACUCUGGAAUCGCCGAUGUCUUCCGUUCCAUCUUCCACAAGGAGGGAAUGAGGGGGUUUUACCGAGGCUUGUCCCCAACACUUAUUGGAAUGGCACCAUAUGCAGGUCUCUCCUUCUUCACCUUCGGCACCCUGAAGAGUCUUGGCUUGAAGCAUUUCCCGGAGCAGCUGGGACGCCCCUCGUCUGACAAUCCUGAUGUGCUCGUUCUGAAAACCCACAUCAACCUGCUCUGUGGAGGGGUUGCCGGUGCCUUCGCUCAGACCGCCUCAUAUCCUUUGGAUGUGGCGAGGAGACGAAUGCAGCUGGGUACCGUGCUUCCUGACUCAGAUAAAUGUGGAUCACCUAUCAAGACUUUAAAGUUCGUGUACCAGCAGUAUGGGAUCAGGAGGGGAUUGUACAGAGGCCUUUCUCUCAACUACAUCCGCUGUGUCCCGUCCCAGGCCAUGGCCUUCACCACCUACGAGUUCAUGAAGCAGGUCCUCCACCUGAACUAGGCUGCUGCUGAGGUCUGCCUCCAUGUUCUCUUACUGGAGCGACCUUAAACUCUCUCGGUACGUCUCACACUUCUCGAGUUCAGUGCCAGAGAGUCCGCUAUGACGGAGGAAAUCCACGACUGAACCCUGAAUGGCUUUUGUUUCCUCACACCAGAUAUUAAACUCAUCAUCACUGAAAAGUUUUAUUAUUUUUUUAUAUAAAUUUGUGGUGUUUUCUAUUCGUUAUGCUGGCGGCACCAAAACAUUUCUUGAAUGUGCAUAAGCUAACUAAUUAGCUUUCUUUGUUUGCUAUUUAAAGAAAUUUUAAGGUUUAAAAUGAUCAAAGAAGCUCAAGAAAGCAUUUUUGUUUCUUUUGUGAAAAAUAGAUAUUUUACAUUUACUUCAGAAUUCUAUAUUUGUACAGAUUUAUUUAGUUGUUUUUCUUUCUGCCAACAUGUUGGAGCUCGUGUCCGUUUGCUGAUUGAUGGCAAAAGUGAUAAAAUAUUUAGAUUUAGUCGGGACCUUCCUCUUGACAACUUAAAGAGCAAGUCACCCCCAAAUAAACUUUUUUUGUGCUGAUAAACUAAAUAAACGAGUGUCUAAUCAUGCUGCAGACACGUGUCGUCAAUAAUUUGGCACUUCAGUGCAUCUUAGUUAAAAUUUAAAUAUUCUGCCUAAAACUGGCAGUGUUGUGCCGUUGUCAGGUAAAAACUCUGCACUGUAUUUGAAUUUAAAUCUGCCACCGCUAUUGGCUAAGAAGUAUGCUAUGAUGUAAACUGGUACAUUAUGAUGUCACAAUGCUGUCGUGAGCCUGUGUGUGUGUGUAUUUGUUAGCGGCUCCGCCCUCUCGGUCUGCCAGGCAACAGCAUGUGUUGCAUUUUUCAAACAUAAAGCAGGAGUGGAGUUAGACUCUGGUAGGGGUUGACUUGCUCUUUAACAUAAACGCAUCUCAUCUGUAUAUCAGCUGAUUUCUGCUUUUUUAGGUCUUAAGUAGACUCAAAGUUUGUUUUCAAAUAGAAGUGUUCCCUUUUUAUGUCGGUUAAUUUGCACUUAAUGUUCAGCCCGUGGCUCUGAUUUUGAAUGAUGUCCAGCUCUAACAUUAAAAAAUGCUUAUUGACACAUCUGGAGGGGAA